AUCAGCAGGUUAGGUUGAGGGGCGGGCACUUCCGGGUAGCAGUUAAAGGAGCCGCCGGAGCCAGGAUGAAUGUCGGGGUGGCUCACAGCGAGGUGAACCCCAACACGCGGAUAAUGAACAGCCGGGGCAUCUGGCUGGCCUACCUCAUCUUGGUGGGAUUUCUCCAUGUCGUCUUGUUGAGCAUUCCGGUCUUCAGCAUCCCCGUGGUGUGGACCCUCACUCACGUCAUCCACAACUCGACGAUGUACUGGUUCCUACACACAGUCAAGGGAACGCCCUUCGAAACCCCCGACCAGGGCAAAGCCCGGCUGCUCACACACUGGGAACAGAUGGAUUACGGGAUCCAGUUCACCUCCUCCCGCAAGUUCCUCACCAUCAGCCCCAUCAUCCUGUAUUUGCUGGCGAGUUUCUACACCAAAUAUGACCCUCGCCAUUUCCUGGUCAACACGAUCUCCCUGCUCACUGCCCUCAUCCCCAAACUCCCUCAGCUGCACGGGGUCCGAAUCUUUGGGAUCAACAAGUACUGACGGGAGCGAGCGGAAGCCCAGAGACUGCCCCUGUUCCCCCGCACCCCCCCCC
Messenger RNA from Callorhinchus milii (elephant shark), 579 nucleotides. RefSeq names its product ORM1-like protein 2. The transcript has 4 exons. Bases 66 to 527 code for a protein of 153 amino acids. NCBI's taxonomy places the organism in Eukaryota, Metazoa, Chordata, Chondrichthyes, Chimaeriformes, Callorhinchidae. The record is from RefSeq and is a predicted model, not a curated record. Gene Ontology annotation, biological process: ceramide metabolic process; intracellular sphingolipid homeostasis; negative regulation of ceramide biosynthetic process. Gene Ontology annotation, cellular component: endoplasmic reticulum membrane.